CCUGUGAGCCCUGCGUUCAGCUGAGAGCGGACACGACAGAGCAGACAGCACCAUGACUGCACCCAGCAACACCUACGAUGUGAUAGUAGUCGGCGGAGGAAUAUCAGGUUUGAGUGCAGCAAAGCUGUUGAAAUCCAGUGGACUAAACCCCGUAGUCCUCGAGGCCAGGAAUCGGGUUGGUGGUCGCACCUUCACUGUGCAGAAUAAGGAGACAAAGUGGGUUGACCUGGGUGGGGCUUACGUCGGGCCAACCCAGAACCGCAUCCUCCGACUGGCACACGAGUACGGUGUAAAGACCUACAAAGUCAACGAGCAAGAAAACCUGGUGCAUUAUGUUAAUGGAAAGUCUUACCCAUUUAAAGGCUCCUUCCCUACCAUGUGGAACCCUUUUGUCAUGUUGGAUUUCAACAACCUGUGGAGGACAAUAGACAUGAUGGGCAAGGAGAUUCCCAGAGAGGCUCCCUGGAGAGCUCCCCAUGCUGAGGAGUGGGACAAGAUGUCCAUGCUGGAGCUCCUUGAAAAAAUCUGCUGGACCAGGACUGUUCGUCAGUUCGCCACACUGUUUGUCAACGUGAACGUGACCUCCGAGCCUCAUGAGGUGUCAGCUCUGUGGUUCCUGUGGUAUGUGAAACAAUGUGGAGGAGUCAUGAGGAUUUUCUCCACCACUGACGGAGGACAGGAGAGGAAGUUUGUAGGUGGCUCCAGUCAGAUCAGUGAGUGCAUGGCCAGGGAGCUGGGUGACCUAGUGAAGCUGCAGUCCCCAGUCUACAGUAUCGACCAGACUGGAGACAUGGUGGUGGUGGAGACAUUGAACAAACAGACCUACAAAGCCAAGUAUGUGAUUGUGGCUACCCCUCCCGGUCUGAAUCUGAAGAUGCACUUUAACCCUGAGCUUCCACCACUAAGAAACCAGCUGAUUCACCGUGUCCCCAUGGGCUCUGUCAUCAAGUGCAUGGUGUACUACAAAGAGAACUUCUGGAGGAAAAAGGGUUUCUGUGGCAGUAUGGUGAUUGAGGAUGAGGAUGCUCCCAUUGGCCUGACAUUGGAUGACACAAAGCCUGAUGGGACUGUACCUGCCAUUAUGGGAUUCAUCCUCGCCCGCAAGUGCAGAAAGUUGACAGGGUUGACCAAGGAUGAGAGGCUGAAGAAGAUCUGUGAGAUCUACUCCAAAGUGCUCGGCUCAGAAGAGGCCUUGCAUCCGGUGCAUUAUGAGGAGAAGAACUGGUGUGAAGAGGAGUACUCUGGAGGCUGCUACACAGCCUAUUUUCCCCCAGGAAUCCUUACUCAGUAUGGCAAGGUUCUGAGGGAGCCGGUUGGCAGGCUGUACUUUGCAGGCACGGAGACAGCCACAGAAUGGAGUGGCUACAUGGAGGGGGCAGUGCAGGCCGGAGAGAGAGCCGCCAGAGAGGUCAUGUGUGCGAUGGGUAAAAUCCACCAGAGUCAGAUCUGGCAGAUGGAGCCUGAGCGUGCGGAAGUCCCAGCACGUUACUUUCACACCACGUUCUGGGAGAGGAAUUUGCCUUCAGUUGGUGGUUUCCUCAAGUUCGUUGGAGUCUCCACCUUCCUGUGUGCUGCCACUGCGUCUGGCCUGAUGGCCUACAAGAAGGGCCUCAUCCCGCGAAGUUAAACUGCCUGCACUCAUUAUCUUAUUAGACACUGUACUGUUAUAGCGCACUACUUUACUAAGUAGUAAACUAUAUAUAGUAUAGGAUGUUUUCGAUAAACACCUUGCUGUAAGACAGAAUGUUCAGUUCACACAAAACACUAAUGCACCAUCAAGAAAUAGUGAUGGGCUCACUGAAAGUUAAGAGAUGCUAGUUUUAGAGGAGUAAAGAAGUGAAUGAAGGAAACAAAUGGAAUCAAUACUUAGAAGGAAAAAAUAAAAAUCUAUCACUAUUAAUAUUCCAUAUAUUGCCAAUGACAUUCACAUUACUGAUUAUAUUUGAGUUAAUUUACUCAUCCUGCCUCUGUGUGUGUAUGCGCACAUGCUUUGGUGAGCAUGCGUUUGUGGGUGAGUUUGUCAGUUGUGUACAAAGUUUUUGUAUGUGUGUGUGUGUGUGUGUGUAUGUGUGUGUGUGUCCAGUGUCUAACUACCUGUGCUGAUUUUAGGUGCUGAUUUACUCUAGCCGAGCAGCUGUAGCUGUUUGAUGAGAUGCAGCAGCUUCAGAAUGCGGUUGUGCCCUUGGCCGUUACAAAAAUCACAGAGGAGUUCGAAGGAUAAGGCUUGUGAUAUUCUGUGUAUUUCUUAUUCGUCUCAACAAAUCCAUCAAAAGACCAAAACCAACAAUGAAUUGAAUUUUUAUAAAGUACUGUCAGCGUAACUUAAGGCUGACACAGCUUACUGUUCUGUGCCGUUGACCUCUGUUGUUGUUUGACUAUAUAUUAUUAAUCUACCAUACCCCCCAAGCUGCUUGUUUUAAGGUGUGUUCACACUGAACAAAAAGUCAAAUAUUUGUGCAGACUUGUGUUUUUGCAAUUCGUGUGUAUUCUCCCCCAGCAGCCAAAGAAACUGCGCUUUUAUGUUAGCUAUGUAGCUAGCUAACAUAUGCACUGCGUGUGCAGCAUGGCUGUUUUUAUGAGCUUUAUUCUCAAAGGUCCCUCAGCUCCCUCUCCUUUUCCCCUCUUUUAUCACUAUACCUCGAGAUGAGUUCAAAUCAAAGUUCAAAAAACAUUUUCAACUUAUAUGGACACAUCAGUUCAGUUUUAUUCAGAAAUCUAAGAAUCGAAAUUUGCCUCACAUGGCUUUACAAUUUCUCCAGUCCACCUUCUAUCUGAGAACCUUAACUGACACUAGUGCACCGGAUCCACAGCUGAAAAAAAAACAUACUAUAAAUUUGUAACACGUUUUUAAAGAUUUACUUUAAUUGCAAACCAACCAUAGCAGCUAGACUAUGUAACAGAGUAGGUACAUGAGUGGGUAAUUCAUUGUUGGUUUACAUUAUAUUUGUUGACAAUGUGAAAAAGCCUUAUCCUUCAAUUAACGUGUACUUAGGAGUAAAGUUCUGCUGCUAAGCUACUCUGUACGGUUAUCUUUUUGUAAUGGAAGCAUUUGAAUGUAUUUUCUCCAGACCAGAUAACACAAGCUGUUUGUUGCUGUAUCAUGGAUCAUCAGAUUUUUUUUGAUAUAUUUCUAAUUUUUAUCAUUCAUUCAUAGUGUAGAUUAACACAAAAGCCACAUACUACGUUUAAACAAAAGACAAACAAAACGGAUGUGUGUUUUAUUAUUAGGAGCCAUUUAAGAGUCAUCCUCCAUAGGAAGAUGUGGCCAACCUGCACUUCCUUUGUGAAGGAAGUUCACUGUUGUGUUAGUGUUAGUGAGUCAACUGACUUGCAUUAUUGCGCUUAUCAGUUAAUUCAUUGUAUUAUAUACUUACUUUGUACAAUUUUAACUAAUCUAAUGAAUUUAAAUCAUACAAGAUGUAGUUUGUGUUUUGUCAGAAAAGUUUGAUUUGUCAAAGAGUCAAGAAAAAAAAAACAAAAAAAAACAGAUGACUAAAUGAGGGAUUGUUCCCAGAAAUACUCUGCAGAGCUGGGAAACCACCGAUGGACACAGCUGACAACUUGCUAAUUGUUGGCCACAUUGAAAACACUUCAACGGCAGUCCGCGUUGAGUGAAGAAAACGAAUCAACACGCGACUGAAUCUGAAGGAGUUUUGUUAGUGCAUCUGUUUUAAAGAGCGUUGUGCUGUGUGUGCAGCUCGGUAUGUAAACUGUUCUAGUUCCAAAGACUGGUGUGUGUGUAUGUGUGCAUGCGUGCGUGCGUGUGUGUGUUUUGUGUGUAUCUGUUGUGCCUUAAUGGUAGUCGUAGUGUUUUUGUCAUUUCUCUAAAGUGCCUGUGUGACUCUGACACUCUCUGUCCUUACUUCGCCCCUCUUCUGCCUGCAAUGGAGGCGAGAUGUCAGAUGGACCAGGUCGUUGGUUUAAUGCGUCACCAGUAACCAUCAAAUUAAAGGGAGAAGCAAAACAAUUUCAUGUCCCUCUUAAUGUGUCCAAACGCUUUUAUUUUCUAACAUUCCGUGUAUUACCUGAGUAACAACCUUAGUACAAAAUAGACUCAGGUAAAGCUGGGUGUACACACACAGUGUCAGCUCUGAAUAAUGAAGCUCAGACUGUUGUGUUGAUCAAACUACUUCUCUCCAAUGAAGCCAUGUGUGUGUGUGUGUGUGUGUUUUGUAUUGUGAUUUUGGCACUUCGCUCAUCGUUUUCCCGUUGUUGUGGUUCCCUUGUGUCUCUCUAGCUGCUUAACUCCGCUCUGUGUGCACAACCCUUUGACCCUCCAGCCCCUCACCCACCCUUUCACCCCAGCACAUGUACCAGUUUAGCAUUCGCCCAGGUCAACUUCAGAACUAAUGGUUGGACGAUGAUGUGGCUCACAUUUAAACGCACCGCUGAAAGCGUUAAUGUUUCUGACUUCAGUGAACAAACAUCCAGCAUACUCCGUCCGAAGUACUACUUCCAAAGUACUGUACUAACACCAUGAGCAGACAUAAUGUGUGCUUAUUCAUAAUCUGACCCUUCAAUGUUUUCUGGAGACCUUUGACUGUUCCUCCAUUCGUCUUGUCCCUCUGUGCAUUUGAGCCUCCUUGAUUGCUCCUGUGACCAAUUAUAAUUGUCUUUAAUUCCUCAAACAAAGCUGGUGAUAUGUAAAAUUAAAAAAAUGUGAAAUAAAUCUUUUACUCAUCUUAAACCA
Scatophagus argus is the source of this 4690-nucleotide messenger RNA. It is a transcript of the gene maoa, whose product is annotated as monoamine oxidase. Bases 53 to 1627 code for a protein of 524 amino acids. Gene Ontology annotation, molecular function: oxidoreductase activity. The transcript is spliced from 16 exons. The record is from RefSeq and is a predicted model, not a curated record. NCBI's taxonomy places the organism in Eukaryota, Metazoa, Chordata, Actinopteri, Scatophagidae.